AUGGACAGUGAGGCCUGCCAGCGAGGAUUCUACCGUCACUCCCUGGAGACUAAACACUGCCUGAAGUGCCCCCCUAACAGCUUGUCCAAUGAGUCAGGGGCUACAUCUUGUUCCUGCAAUGCAGGCUUCUACCGAGCACCUUCGGAGGGCCAGAACAUUGCUUGCACCCGACCUCCCUCAGCUCCCCGCAAUGUCAGCUUCUCCCUCAUUGGCACGCAGCUGAGUCUGUGGUGGCAGCCACCCAGUGACCAUGGUGGACGAAAGGACGUGACUUACACAGUCUUCUGUCAUCGCUGCCAUUUCCUGUCGUGUGAGCCAUGUGAGGCUGGUGUGGUGUUCUCCCCCAGUGCUUCUGGUCUCACUAAACCCGCUGUGGAUGUGGAUGGCCUAGAAGCUUACACCAACUACACAUUUGCUGUGGAAGCCCAUAAUGGUGUCUCAGGGAUGGGACCUGCUCCACAGAGAACUGCUCCAGCUGUCUGGGUCGCCGUUGGACAUGCAGCUCCAGUGACAGUGUCCCAGUUUAUCCUGACACAAAGAGAUGACAGUAGUCUUUCUGUUUCUUGGCUUGCCCCACGGCAGCGCAGCCGGACCUCAGUGGAGUAUGAGGUCAUGUUCUUUGAGAAGGGAGAGGAGGCACGUUACACUGUGAAGCACCUUCUUGAGCCAAAUGUCACUCUGACAGACCUGCAGCCAGACACAGCCUACCUGCUUCGUGUGAGAUCCAUCACACCACUUGGGCCUGGGCCCUACUCCCCAGAUCAGGAAUUUCGCACCCUUCCACCAGACACGGGAGCUCUGUCUGGUGGAGUCAUAGUCUCUAUUAUCUUCGGAGUUCUACUAUUUAUUGGGCUGCUUAUGGGACUUCUGAUUUUUCGACGAAAGCAGGCUCGUCGGAGACAAGCACGACCAGAUUACAAUACUUCAGGUUUUGAUCGAGAGAAGGUCUGGUUGAAGCCCUACGUAGACCUGCAACCAUAUGAUGACCCCAGCAGAGGGGUGCUGGAAUUCACUAAGGAGCUGGAUGUCUCUUGUGUCACUAUGGAGAAUGUGAUUGGAGAGGGGGAGUUUGGGGAGGUCUAUCGUGGGUCCCUGCGGCUCCCAGGGAAAGAACGUAUUGUGGUUGCCAUCAAGACCCUGAAGUCAACGUACUCAGACUCACAGUGGUGGAACUUUCUGCGCGAAGCAACAAUUAUGGGGCAGUUCAAUCACCCGAACAUUGUGCGUUUGGAAGGAGUUGUCACCAAAAGGAGGCCAAUGAUGAUCAUCACUGAGUAUAUGGAGAAUGGAGCGCUGGAUACCUUCCUCCGGGAGAAUGAGGAAAAAUUUAGCCCUGUGCAGCUUGUGAGCAUGCUGCAGGGAAUAGCCUCUGGCAUGACCUACCUUUCAGAACACAACUAUGUGCACCGGGAUCUGGCUGCUCGCAACAUCCUGGUAACACGCAGUCUUCAGUGCAAAGUGUCUGACUUUGGUCUCUCCCGAAUAUUGGAGAAUGAUGCAGAGGGAACCUAUGAAACCAAGGGUGGUAAGAUUCCCAUCCGAUGGACAGCCCCAGAGGCCAUUGCUCAUCGGAUUUUCACCUCAGCCAGUGAUGUCUGGAGCUUUGGAAUUGUCAUGUGGGAGGUGCUGUCGUUUGGUGACAAGCCAUAUGGGGGCAUGACCAAUCAAGAG
Antrostomus carolinensis (chuck-will's-widow) is the source of this 1671-nucleotide messenger RNA. RefSeq names its product EPH receptor A1 (gene EPHA1). Gene Ontology annotation, biological process: axon guidance; protein phosphorylation; ephrin receptor signaling pathway. Gene Ontology annotation, cellular component: dendrite; plasma membrane. The transcript is spliced from 12 exons. Lineage: Eukaryota; Metazoa; Chordata; Aves; Caprimulgiformes; Caprimulgidae. The record is from RefSeq and is a predicted model, not a curated record. The annotation marks the transcript as partial. Gene Ontology annotation, molecular function: transmembrane-ephrin receptor activity; ATP binding; protein binding.